CUGCUCAGUAUAUACUUUCCGGACGCGCUGGCCCUUGAGCGGCAACAACAACAGCAGCAGCAGCAGCAGCAGAACCAGGCAGCUGCGCGCCCGAAACGCCGCCGCCGCGGAAAGAAGCCGAGGAGCAACAAUGGCAGCGGCAGCAAGAACAACAACAGCAACGAUGCACGCGUUGCUCGUGGUCGGUCUCGCUCGCCUGCUGCUGGCCGUGGGGCUGUCCGGUCCCGCCCGCCGUUGCGAGGACGUUCGCCGCCUGCUGCCUCGCAUGGCCCAGCUGUUGUGUCGCCUGGCCCGAUUGCUGCGCCGUCUUGUCCGGAGCCGGCCGCCGCUUGUUCCCGCUCGCCAACUCUUCGGGAGCGUUGGACCUCCGCUUGGCUCGAGACUGGAGCAGCCCGGCCCGCGCCGUCGACGGUGUCCUUGGGGAUGUUGGACCGGUUCGCUAACACCGAUGUCAGUGAAUCGGGCCGCAUCGCCAGGGCCGCCGAGGCCAAGCUCAAGGAGGAGCAGGACAAGAAGAGGGCCGAGGAGCGCCGGGCUGAAUAUGAGCAGGCUGAACGGGAGUUCGACCAAGAGCUCGAAGAUAUGUUUAGUAAAUACUAGAAAAGGUACAGAAUGAAGAAAGAAGCAGGGUUGUUCCGGGAAAAUUGAACAUUUCUUCAGCCGUGAGUGACAAAUCGGGCUACGACGCCCCCAAGAGGCCAGCAAGUAGCUCUGCAGCGGCGGCGACGACGGGGCGAUGCGACCUCAUUG
Messenger RNA from Microdochium trichocladiopsis, 750 nucleotides. RefSeq lists its product as uncharacterized. The transcript has 2 exons. The record is from RefSeq and is a predicted model, not a curated record. Bases 131 to 616 code for a protein of 161 amino acids. Lineage: Eukaryota; Fungi; Ascomycota; Sordariomycetes; Xylariales; Microdochiaceae.